AUGUAUAAAACGAAUAUCUGGAUACCUGGCAUGCCCAAGCUAGAAAAUCUUUAUAAGAAUUCGGCGUGUAUCAACAACGAAGACUUCGAAUCUUUCAGAAAUAUCGUACAGCGUGCUUUGGCACAACCGCCUUUUAUACCUGAUGAAUCAUUUAAUGAUAUUACUCAUUUUGUAAUGAUCGAAUUUAACAACUUAAAUCAGAUAUGCCUCAAUAUAGCUAAACAUGGCCUAACGAUAUUCGUAAAAAGUUUAUUACGUGAUGGAGUAAACCCUAACCGGGUGAACAAGUUCUUCAAAUCCGCGCCUAUUCAUUUCGCCACCAAAGGCGGACAUUUCGACACGUUGAAAGCUUUACUAGCUGAGCCGAUGGUAAAUCCUAAUCUCCAGGCUGGACGAAAGACCGCUCUGCAUAUCGCGGUGAACAGAAACGACCGAAGGUGUGCUUUAGUGCUUCUGCAAAAAGGUGCUAACGCUAAUAUUUCUCAGCGAAGGCCAGCCUGCUCUCUAUCUAGCGGCAGUGAAGGGAGAGUGCGACAUGGUAGAACUAAUACUACGAAGACACGAGCAAAACUUAGAUAA
Molecule: messenger RNA, 579 nt
Organism: Wasmannia auropunctata (little fire ant)
Lineage: Eukaryota; Metazoa; Arthropoda; Insecta; Hymenoptera; Formicidae
Product: palmitoyltransferase AKR1-like
Exons: 1
Coding region: 1-579 (192 amino acids)
Cellular component (GO): nucleus; cytoplasm
Molecular function (GO): protein binding
Source: RefSeq, a predicted model, not a curated record